Nicotiana attenuata is the source of this 916-nucleotide messenger RNA. RefSeq lists its product as uncharacterized. NCBI's taxonomy places the organism in Eukaryota, Viridiplantae, Streptophyta, Magnoliopsida, Solanales, Solanaceae. The transcript has 3 exons. The record is from RefSeq and is a predicted model, not a curated record. Bases 116 to 688 code for a protein of 190 amino acids.
UACUCAAAAAGUACUCACUCAAAACACACACACUGUCACACUAACAACACAGUGAGUUGAGUUAACACACUCUUCAGUGAAGUGAAGCCCUAAAUCGAAGAAGCUUCUAGAGAAAAUGGCGGAAGGCAAAGGAUCUUCGCUUGUUCAUCUAGUUGUAAUAGUACUCAGCUUAACCGCUUUCGGUUUCUCCAUUGCCGCCGAACGUCGCCGCAGCACUGGUACUCUGCAUGAUGAUAAUGUUACAAAUCGUACAUAUUGUGUUUACACCUCAGAUGUUGCAACUGGAUAUGGAGUAGGUGCUUUCUUGUUUCUUCUUUCAGGCGAGGCAUUGCUUAUGGGAGUGACAAAAUGCAUGUGCUUCGGAAGACCUUUAUCUCCUGGUACAAAUCGUGCAUGGGCCAUUAUAUACUUCAUAUCGUCAUGGCUGACAUUUCUGGUUGCAGAAGCAUGUCUCGUUGCUGGAGCAAAGAAAAAUGCUUACCACACCAAGUAUCGGGAUAUGAUCUUAGCAGAAAACUUUUCUUGUGAAACGCUAAGGAAAGGAGUCUUUAUUGCCGGAGCUGUCUUUACAGUUGCAACCAUGAUCCUCAAUGUGUAUUACUACAUGUACUUCACGAAGGCGACUACUCAGCCAGCUCAUAAGACAAAUCGUUCUAGCUCGAAUGUUGGGAUGACUGGUUAUGCAUAAAUUUUGCAGAAGAAACUAGCUAGGCUCUAUAUCACCUCCAUCAUGGCGCUAUAUUUGUAUAAUGAACUACAUAAGUUCGUCUAUGAUAUAAAAUCUGGUUAUCGUUCACUGUUUGGGUAUUUGCAAAGUGAUAGAUUAGAUAGUUAUAGAAAGACUUGCAUAUGUUUGGUGAAGAAAAUUGAACCUUCCCUUGUGGCAAAGGUAAUGCAAAAUGUGGAUUUGCAGUUA